Messenger RNA from Copidosoma floridanum, 531 nucleotides. RefSeq lists its product as uncharacterized. Lineage: Eukaryota; Metazoa; Arthropoda; Insecta; Hymenoptera; Encyrtidae. The record is from RefSeq and is a predicted model, not a curated record.
AUGCGAGCAGUCGAGCUCCAGAUAGCCAACUCCUGUCAUCGGCAACUAGGCCCCACGCUAGGGAGCGCGGCAAUGGCCGAUGGACGACCGUCACGCACUUUAGGCUUCGUCACUCUACCCUUCGCAUUUAUGGGGUUUCUGGUGAUAAAAGGACAAGGGAUCAAGGUCACUUUAAAGGUAACAGGCCUGACGGCAUCGGGCGAGGUACGACUCGCUGCCAUAGGGCUCAACAAAAUUUCGUCCAAGCAACAUCAAGGGUUGCAGACACUUCUUGACUGCUACGUAGAGCGGGAAGCUCUCCUAAGUUGCACUAAGUGGGUCGAGCACGAGAUCAAGGUUACGACCUCUCGGCCUAUCAAGCAAAAGUUCGACCCUAUUUCAGACAAGAUCCAGGAGGUCAUAAAUGUCCAUGUGAUUGAGAUGCUUGAAAUUGGCGUAGUAGAACCAUCUAAUAGUGUCUGGGCAAGUCCGGUAGUCAUGAGACGCAAAAAGGACGGGAAGUACCGAUUUGCGUUGACUACCGGAAAGUAA